Molecule: messenger RNA, 2043 nt
Organism: Dromiciops gliroides (monito del monte)
Lineage: Eukaryota; Metazoa; Chordata; Mammalia; Microbiotheria; Microbiotheriidae
Gene: PAOX
Product: polyamine oxidase
Exons: 7
Coding region: 180-1715 (511 amino acids)
Molecular function (GO): polyamine oxidase activity
Source: RefSeq, a predicted model, not a curated record
GGAGCCGGAGCGGGAGCCGGAGGCGGAGGCGGAGGCGGAGGCGGAGGCGGAGGCGGAGGCGGAGCAGAAGCAGUAACAGAGUGUCCCGGGACGAAGUCAAGCUGCGGUCCAGUCGAUCCCCGGAGCUCCGCUACCCCGCCGGAGCGGAGCGGAGCCGAGGAGGCAGGCGGGCGAAGGGCAUGGAGAAGGGAGGCGGUAAAGGCCGGACCCCGUCGGAACACCUCGUGGUGGUGGUCGGCGGCGGCAUCGCGGGGCUCGGGGCGGCUCAGCGGCUCUGCCGGCAUCCGGGCUUCCGGAACCUGCGGCUCCUGGAGGCUACUGAUCGCUGCGGGGGCCGCAUCCGCUCGCAGUCUGCCUUCGGUGGUGUGAUUGAGAUCGGGGCACACUGGAUUCACGGGCCCUCCAAGAACAACGCUGUCUUCCAGUUGGCUUUAGAGUAUGGCCUAUUGGGUGAGAAAGAGAUGUCGGAGGAAAAUCAGCUUAUUGAAGUUGGUGGCCACCCGGGUCUGCCCUCUCUGUCCCUCUCCAGCUCGGGCAAAAAUGUGGAUCUCAAGUUGGUAGAAGAUGUGGCUAAUCUGUUCUAUACUCUGUUAGACCAAACACGAGAAUUCCUCCAUGUGGCAGAGACCCCUGUCCCCAGUGUGGGGGAAUACCUGAAGAAGGAGAUUGCUCGGCACAUGGUUGAGUGGACAGAAGAUGAAGCAACCAAGAACCUUAAACUGUCCAUCCUGAACACCUUCUUCAACCUGGAGUGCUGUGUGAGUGGGAGCCAUAGUAUGGAUUUGGUUGCCCUUGGAUCGUUUGGGGAAUACGCCAUGUUGCCAGGGCUAGAUUGUACCUUUUCUGAGGGGUAUGAAGGUCUCACGAACUGCAUGAUGACUUCUUUGCCGAAAAACGUCGUACUCUUUAACAAACCAGUAAAGACCAUUCACUGGAAUGGUUCCUACAGACAUGAAAAUUUUCCAGGAGGGAAAUUUCCAGUACUAGUGGAAUGUGAAGGAGGAGAGAAGUUUGCAGCACAUCACGUUAUAGUCACUAUACCCUUAGGUGUUCUCAAAGAGCAAAUGACUACCUUAUUCGACCCUCCACUGCCCCAGAGGAAAGCACAAGUCAUCAUGAGAAUGGGCUUCGGAACCAACAAUAAAAUAUUCCUGGAGUUUGAAGAACCUUUUUGGGAAUUAGACUGUCAGCAAAUCCAGGUGGUGUGGGAGGACACGUCGCCCUUUUUGGAUGUCAAGGCUGAGCUACAGGACAUGUGGUUUAAAAAGCUCAUUGGCUUUUUAGUCUUGCCUCCCUUGGAGUCGUCAUACGUUCUCUGUGCAUUCAUCGCUGGACAUGAAUCAGAAUUUAUGGAAACCCUUUCUGAUGAAGAAGUGCUUUCAUCUCUAACCCAAGUCUUGAGGAGGAUAACAGGAAAUCCACAGCUCUCCGGGCCUAGGAGUAUACUCAGGUCCAGGUGGCACAGUGCCCCCUACACCAGAGGCUCUUACAGCUACGUGGCAGUUGGCAGCUCUGGAGAAGACAUUGAUAUACUUGCCCAACCCAUUCCUUCGACCUCCUUAGACUCCCAGUUACAGAUCCUUUUCGCUGGGGAAGCCACCCAUCGCACUUAUUACUCCACCACCCAUGGUGCUCUGCUGUCUGGGUGGAGGGAAGCAGAUCGUCUCAUCAGCCUGUGUGACUCAGGGGCCCAACAGCUUCACCCCAAGCCCUGAGUCUGUCCUUGCUUUAUCUUUGCUCUAAAUGUUAUUUCUCUCUGAUGGCUUAAUGAUUGUUUAGUUAGCCACUGUUUCCUCCAACAAAUAAUUUUCAGUCCAGCUCAGGUUUUCUUUGAGAAUGUCAAGAGUCAUUCUCCAAUUUUAAAAAAAUUCUUAGUUGGUCACUUUUAUUUCCUGAAGCUAUUGCUAUGUUCAGAUUCCUCCCACCUACCCAAAAUAAUCAUCAGUGCCCUCUCUGAGAAGCAAGAGCUAAGUGUUCCUGGUGAUUCUGAAUACAGUGUACGAUGAACAGUAUUGCACUAAAAUAAAGUAUUUAAAAAACACA